Ziziphus jujuba (common jujube) is the source of this 1148-nucleotide messenger RNA. Its product is annotated as protein RGF1 INDUCIBLE TRANSCRIPTION FACTOR 1. Bases 186 to 863 code for a protein of 225 amino acids. The record is from RefSeq and is a predicted model, not a curated record. The transcript has 4 exons. Gene Ontology annotation, molecular function: zinc ion binding. Lineage: Eukaryota; Viridiplantae; Streptophyta; Magnoliopsida; Rosales; Rhamnaceae.
AUAUAUAUUUUUUUUUUUCCCCCUAUAAACAUUCACUAUCUCCAUCUUUCCAAACCCUUUUUUUUUAUGGUUUUUUUGUUUUUAUUCCUCCUUUCCUUAACCCUUUUGCAAGUUCUCUGCUGUUUUUUCAGUUUUAUGAACUCUGCAGAGCAAUAGUUGUGAAUUGUAUUUGAAAGCAAAAAGAAAUGGUAGGAUGCAAGUUUUAUAUAAAGAAAAACAAUACAGAUUGGCUUAAUACUCUUCUGCAUCAAGAAUUCUUUAGUUCUUGUUAUCAUCAUCAAGAAUUUGGCAAAAAUGAGAAGAAUCUGUUUUGCAUAGACUGUAAUGUUGAAUUCUGUAAGCACUGUAUCACAGCUCAUUGUGUUCAUCGCCGGCUCCAGAUCUUUAAAUAUGUCUAUCAUGAUGUUGUUAGACUUCAGGAAAUACAGAAGCAUCUGGACUGUUCAAAAAUUCAGACAUACAAAAUCAAUGGCGAAAAAGCUGUGCACCUAAAUCCUCGACCUCGAUCCAAAGAUACCAAGCCAUCAACUAAGUCCAAAUGCGCUGCUUCCUGUGAAGCUUGUGGGAGAUACAUUCAAGACCAUCCAAAUUGUUUCUGCUCCAUAGCAUGUAAGGUCUCAGUAGUUUCAAUGCAGCCUCUAGAACAAAGUCAUCACAAGAUCUUCACUGUACCAAUCCCACAAUAUGGAGACCUUUCUUUGAAAGAAAGCUAUAAUUCAGAAACAGAAACCAGUGAAAUGGAGUCAUCUCUGUCGUUGUCUGAGUCUGUCGAGGAGGUUCAUGCUUGGGAAAGAGCAGCCUUGAAGCCAAGGAAACUAUCGCAUAAGAGGAAAGGAAUCCCUCUCAGAGCUCCAUUCUGUUAAUGCUCUAAAUUACAAAGAUUAAUGUUACUUUUCUUCAUAUUUUAUUGUCUUUGCACAUUUUUGUUCUAUAUUAAAAAUAAAACCACAUGUUAUUACAAUGUUAAAAAUAUUGAAGAAAGUCACUCCCAAGUAGACCCUAUGAUGGGAUUUUAGUUGGGUUAGUUGAGAGCUAGAGAACCCCAAAUUGUCUGGUGUGAGAGUUUCUUUGUGGGUUUGUACAGCAAAAGAAAGCUUUGUAUUAUCUUUGAGGGUUUUGAUGAAUAUCAAUACAAUUUCUUUUUUUUA